Esox lucius (northern pike) is the source of this 1867-nucleotide messenger RNA. It is a transcript of the gene hus1, whose product is annotated as HUS1 checkpoint clamp component. Gene Ontology annotation, cellular component: checkpoint clamp complex; nucleolus; site of double-strand break. NCBI's taxonomy places the organism in Eukaryota, Metazoa, Chordata, Actinopteri, Esociformes, Esocidae. The record is from RefSeq and is a predicted model, not a curated record. The transcript has 9 exons. Gene Ontology annotation, biological process: mitotic intra-S DNA damage checkpoint signaling; meiotic DNA integrity checkpoint signaling; double-strand break repair via homologous recombination. Bases 458 to 1150 code for a protein of 230 amino acids.
CUACUUCUCAGGGGAAGUAUUAGGAGGACGGUUCGACCCGCGCGGCGGGCCAAAAUGAACGUAACAGUAAUACUUUUCUCUCAAGUUUCUGUGUCAUUCUUCUAUUGAAAAUAAAAUUCGCAAUGAAGUUCCGAGCAAAGAUUAUUGAUGUUGGUUGCCUUAAUCAUUUCACGCCUUGGUGUUUGUGUUACGGGUGCUGCCAGUGGUCUUGAGGAACCAUAGACGUUGCCUGUUUACAAUCCAACGAAGAAAUAACCGGCUGAAAUAACCGACUGGUCAUCGACUUAGGCUCAAAAAGACCAGACAUGGAUGGUGAAUACAGGUCAUUUGAACCCUGGACCAACCAAAAGGUGUGGUGAAUACCAUCUCUAAACUAACGAAGACAUGUAUCCUGCGUUUAACCCCAGGCAACCUAUAUUUUGUACUAUCAGGUAAAAUAGCCAGCGGUGGAGUCAGCAUGUGGUGUGAAUUAUCUCAGGCCAACUUCUUUGACGAGUAUCAGCUAGAAGGUGUGGCCCCUGAAGCUAAUGAGAUUUGCCUAGAGGUGACCCCUGAAAACUUGUCCAGGGCUUUGAGAACUGCUCAGAAUGCCAAGUGUGUGAAGAUCAAGCUGACCAAGAAGCACUGUCCUUGUCUGACCUUUGCUGCAGAACUGCCAACACUUUCCAGCGUCAGUCGAGUUGUCACCCAUGACAUCCCAGUGGACGUAAUACCCAGAAGGCUUUGGCAUGACUUCAAAGAGCCCAGCGUGCCAGACUUUGAUGUGAGCAUAUAUUUGCCCCCCCUGAAGACAAUGAAAAAUGUUGUGGAUCGAAUGAAGAACCUCUCUAACUUUUUGGUGAUCGAGGCCAACCUGAACGGAGAGAUGAACUUGAAGAUUGAAACCGAUUUAGUGUCUGUAACCACCCACUUCAAGGACCUUGGAAACCCUCCCUGGGGUGAUGAUGGUUCCCAGGGCCGUAGUCACAGCAGAGACCCCGAACUCAUGGCUCAAACCCGGGUAGAUAUCCGUAAGCUGCAGCAGUUCCUCAUGGGCCAGCAGGUCAACCCCAGCAAGGCCAUGUGCAAUAUUGUUCACAAAAGGAUCAUUCAUUUGAUUCUGCUUCAUGAAGAUGUGUCCCUGCAGUACUUCAUCCCAGCGGUGGCGUAACAGGAAAAUAUUGUCAAUCACAGAUAUCGGCCAAGAUGGUGGAGCUUGUUUUCUUCAGGAUCAAAUGAUGGCCAUUGUGUUGGCCGGUCUUAACUUCACACUCAAACUCACAUUUUACUGUAACACGUCAUUCAGCUAAUCAAGGUUCUUAUGAGCAGUAUAAUUUGUCUGCUAGUUGGAAUUUAUUUCUUACUUGCAAUCUGCCUUGAUAUUUUGUUCUUUAGUACACAGAUGCUACAAUCUUCAAAAAGUGCAGACGUGAAGUUUUGAAGAUGGAGAACUUUCAGUACAGUGGAAAAAAAAUGCAGAAUGCUUUUCAGGAAUGUUGAAUUCAGACUUUGGGGAUUGUAUAAUCAGACCAAUGAACAAAAUACUAAAAUGUUUUUGUGUAAGCUGCCUUUAUGGGUUGGAAAGUAAUCUUGCUCCCAAGGAUGGGGGAUGGGAUGUUUGGUGGAGAAAUAGAUUAAAAGGUUUUGAAGAACUCAAAAAUCAUCACUGCACUUGCUAAAUAAUCACUUAGUUUUUUAUUUUCUCAGUGGAAGCCCAUUGCUUUCACCCUCAAAGGUUUAAUAGUUUUGCUCUCAGACCCGGAACAACUUCUAUUGUAUAUUGUAGCUUAGUCAGACACGCAAAACAAGGUCUUAAAUUAUUUGUCUGUGUAUGUUGUUACUGUUUUGCCAUUUAUUUUGUCCAAAUAAAUAUUAAUGUUGAUUAAUA